This is a messenger RNA of Platichthys flesus (European flounder), 1258 nucleotides long. RefSeq names its product synaptophysin-like 1 (gene sypl1). The record is from RefSeq and is a predicted model, not a curated record. Bases 139 to 858 code for a protein of 239 amino acids. Gene Ontology annotation, cellular component: synaptic vesicle; synaptic vesicle membrane. NCBI's taxonomy places the organism in Eukaryota, Metazoa, Chordata, Actinopteri, Pleuronectiformes, Pleuronectidae. The transcript has 5 exons.
GUUCGCAAAAGAGGACCCACGUCAUUCUGUGAGACAACGCCCCCUUUUUUUCUUCCUCCCCUGCGCCUGGCUGGAGCUCAACAUCCUCCCGUUUUUUGGAACAACUGGAUAAAAGGAGUUUAAAGCAGGAGCGCUAGCAUGAUGACCGGGUUCAGGCUCAACUUGUCGCCGCUGAAGGAGCCGCUGGGCUUCGUCAAACUGGUGGAGUGGCUCACGGCCAUAUUUGCUUUUGGAAGCUGCGGCGGCUUCUCGGGGAAGAACAUCGUCUCCCUGUUCUGCGGCGACGGCAGCAACGAAACGCUCACGGCCAACUUCCACUACCCGUUCAGGUUGAGCCAGUUCCCGCUCGUUGAGGGAAACAGCACCAUUUGCAACCGCUCCGUCACGACCACCCACUUGGUCGGAGACUCCGCGUCCUCGGCGGAGUUCUUCGUGGGCAUCGCCACCGUCUGUUUCCUGUACAGCAUGGUGGCCCUGCUGGUUUAUUUAGGCUACAUGCACGUCUACAAGGACUCUGACUUUGGACCCAUUUUCGACUUUGUUGUCACGGCGGUCCUCGUCUUCCUGUGGCUGGUGUGUUCCUCCGCCUGGGCCAAGGGCCUGCAGAACGUGAAGGACGCCACGGACACGGACGGCAUCAGCGCCACGCUGGGGCUCUGCAGGGGCAGCAACAUCACCUGCGAGGUCACAGACUUCGCCAACCUGCGAACCCUCAACAUCUCUGUGGUGUUCGGUUACCUCAACAUGUUCGUGUGGGCAGGGAACGCCUGGUUCGUCUACAAGGAGACUCGCUGGCACUCUCAGAAAUUCUCUUCCCAGUCCGGACCAGGAAGGCAACAGGUCCCCGCUCCCAUCUAACGCACAAGUCACGUACAGCGAUGCACAAUACACAAAUACUAACACUCAAAGACACAACAAUUGACACGCACGCACACACCAGUCACACACAUUCGAAAAUAUACAUGAGCUAUACACGUAUGGACAAAUGUGCAUGCAGACAUAAAUACACUUACGUACAUGCAUAACAUUCUCUGUGACUGUGAUAUAGACAGACACAGGAUUUGGUAGGUAAAGGUGCUACAUGUAAGUAUUGUAGUUUAAAACAUUUAGAAAGUAAAGAAAAGGAUCAACUCAUUUUAAAGAAAUAAGAGUUUUGAUUCGAGGGAUGUCCACUGGUUAGCAUGCUAACUAGACAGUCACCGCCAGAUAGGAAAGAUAGCAUCGUACCAGUGGCUUAAAAUCAUUGUUUUUUGGGGGG